UGUGGGAGGCUUUGGAGAGAGGAAUGGAGAAAUGUAAUUACAUUAUAAUCUCAAAAAUUAAACAACAGCAACAACAACAACAACAACAACAAAACGUAUCUAUGUGAGACCGGCUUACUUCAUUCACUAACUAUAAUUAUCUCUGGGAAUUGUUUUUGAUGUAGGGUUUCACUCUAAAUAGCUCAAGCUGCCCUACAACCCUUUGUACUUUCUGCCUAAACCGCCAGAAUGCUGGGAUUGCAGAUGUCAGUCGCCAAGCCCAAUUUAAAAGCAUACCAAGUAUCAACUACGUGUCGGACCAGAAGCUUUCAAUAUUCUUACCACACUGGUUAUAGAACCCAGAGCCUUGAGGUAUCUAAUCAAGGGCAAGCUCUCCACUACAGGACUCAGAACAGCAAAACCCAAACCACAAUAAAACAGCGAAAGAGUCAGAGCUGAGAUGUGAGCAGCCCUUAUGCACUCAUAUUCAACUUUAACUCUUGGCUAUGAAUUCUUUCCAUUAUCUUGGCUGUUUUCUUUCCCAAGCUUCUGUUAACCAAGCCACUGGCUGGUGGCUCAUUGCUGUCCCUGCAAAUGCCACCUUACUUGUGCUCCCAGUAGGUGGCGCUGUACCAAGGGGCGUGCCUUCUAGGGGGCGUGCCUUCUAGGGGGCGUGCCUUCUAGGCACCUGCCCCUCUCUGUGAUGUUCAUAAGGGUGACGUUCUGUCUUACGUCAGUGCUGCUCUGUCAGCGUUGCUGCCUUGCCGCCAUUACUGCGUUUGCCGUUGUCCUCGUCCUCGUCCUCGUCCUCGAUGCUAUCGGGAGGCUGAGGUGGUGAGAGGAUUGGCUUUGAUUUUUGUGAGACUGGACAAAGACCAGUCUAGGACUGAGCCAGUGGGAACAGGGGAACAGAUUGAUGGCACAGCCUGUAUCUGUGACCGUUGUUUGACAGCGACAGAAGUGUGUCAGAUGCUAGAGUGACUAGGCCUCAUUGACCAUGGCGGUGGACUUGGGGGACCACUCCAGUGGCUUUCGCCACAGUGAAGUGAUUAGAUUUAUUAACAAUGAAAUCCUCAUGAAUGGAGGUGGGCCUGAAUUCUACACGGCUUUCCGCAUGCGACCCUGGAAUGAAAUAGAAGACCAGCUUUGCACCAUUCUGAUUGACCCUCAGGUGCCACGUUCUUUCAAAAGGGCCUGCACCUGGAGUGCCUUGGCCCUGAGCGUGCGAGUAGGUGAGAGGCAGCGUGAGCAGCAGGCUUAUAUGGUAGGGUUGCCACAAAAUACAAUAGGGCAGCACCCCUCGGCUCCCAGAGCCUCAGUCUCAGAGCUGUGGCAGCUGAGUCAACAGCGAGAGGAGGCAGUCACCCAAUUGCUUUCCACUCAAGCUGCCCUACAGCAGGCCAUGAGGGAAUGUGAUGCGUUGCGCAGGAGGCUGUACCAUGCUGAGAGGUCUGCCCAGAUGGCUACGAUGGUUCAAGAUAUGGUGCCGAGAGCUCAAACCCAGCAGCUUGGUGCUUCAGUGGUGCCUCUGAAUCCAGAUCAUGCAAGAGUUAUGGGUGCAAUGGGUGGGUACGACAGGCACUAUUUGGAGGCACAGGCAUCAGCUGCAACAAAUGUUUUUUACAUGCCGGGAAGAACAAGUUCCUGGCCCCUGGCCAUGCAACCUUCUGUGCCAGUUCCAGUUCCAUACCAAUUCCCACCACAUCCACAAUUCCUAAUGGGAUCUCCAUUCGUGAUGCCCUUUUCACCUCCAGUAGUCAUGGAAACAGAAGGUGUUGUAGUUCCAGUUCAGAUGCCUCCUGUGUAUCAAUCAAGUCCAUUUGCUGCACCAUGCUCCCAGGAUCCAGCUGGUCUACGGGACCAGAGAAGCUACAUGGCUGCUGAAGCUCCUCCAGCCAUCCAGCGUUCUUUUCCUCCAGGGAACAUCAGAGACUUCAGACAGGAGGGACGCCCAGAGAAGUCGCAGGGGACAGAUACCAGGGGAGACAAUAGAAGCCACAUUCAAGGGCAAGGUCCACGAAGAACCCAGGAGAGGGCUACCUUAGUGGAUACUGGAAAUGAUAAUGAAAAAAAAGAAGAAAAUGGAAAGGAAGAAGAGAACAGAGAGAAGGAAGUAACACGUGCAGUACCAGCAGAAGUAGUAGCAGCAGCAGCAGCAGCAGAUGGUACAGAAGAAAAAGGAGAAGAAAAAACAGCAGCAGUAGCAGCCGCCGCCGCAGCAGCAGCAGCAGCAUACAGUAAUACUGUAGACAGCCUGCAGAGUCUCCAGGAACUACAUCUUCCUGAGGAAGGUGAGCUCCACAGCCAAAGUGAAAAAUGUCCCCAGGCAACACCUCUGCUUCCCUUGGGCUCGAGGAGAAGUCAAAUCAAAAAAGGUGUGAAGGAGGUCCAGCCAACCCAUGUGUGGGAGAGCUGGAGCCAAGUGGUGAGAGACAGCCCAAAGAAACAACAGCCUCAGCUACGGAAGAAGGAUAGGAAACCACAAAUGGGAGCAGCUCCCGAAUCCCAGCCUGCCUCAGCAUCGGGGUCUGGCCAAGGUGUAAAGCUAUGAAUUUUUCCUUGCUCCAAGUCUGCUAUAAGUGCAGAGCUUAUAUGGCAGCUGAGGAUGGAGGACAAACACACUGAUUGCAGAA
This is a messenger RNA of Peromyscus californicus insignis, 2612 nucleotides long. Its product is annotated as testis-expressed protein 13D-like. NCBI's taxonomy places the organism in Eukaryota, Metazoa, Chordata, Mammalia, Rodentia, Cricetidae. The record is from RefSeq and is a predicted model, not a curated record. The transcript has a single exon. Bases 977 to 2530 code for a protein of 517 amino acids.